Messenger RNA from Histoplasma mississippiense, 1371 nucleotides. RefSeq lists its product with no specific name. The transcript is spliced from 3 exons. NCBI's taxonomy places the organism in Eukaryota, Fungi, Ascomycota, Eurotiomycetes, Onygenales, Ajellomycetaceae. Bases 1 to 1371 code for a protein of 456 amino acids. The record is from RefSeq and is a predicted model, not a curated record. Gene Ontology annotation, biological process: steroid biosynthetic process. Gene Ontology annotation, molecular function: 3-beta-hydroxy-Delta5-steroid dehydrogenase (NAD+) activity.
AUGCCUCUCUCAUUUGCUCAAUCUCAAGCUCCAGUCUUGCAAUCUCUAAUCUCAUGCAAGUCUCUGCACUUGCAGAACCAGUAUCUUGUUGGCCACCUCGACCAUUCUGACCAUUUUGGUCACCCGCAUUGCCUGACAUCCAGCCUUCAACCGGGUUUCUUCUACACGUCAGCCAUUCGGCCAGGACUGCAAAGAGUACUUGUGCAGCUUCUCUCUGUCUGUCCUCUUCACUUUCCUAGGUUCCUGGUCUAUAUUGCAACGACUUUGCGUGUCGCAUUUUCCAUACUUGAAUCUCCAAUAUUUAUGGACCCCGUGCUUGUCAUUGGUGGCUGCGGUGGCCUCGGCCAUCACAUCGUGAAGCGACUGCUUGAGAAGAAGGCCGCCUCAGAUAUUACGUCCUUCGACCUGAAUAUUGACCGAAACAACUAUCCGGGGGUCAAUUACAUUCGAGGCAGCAUCACUUCUCGGGAAGAUGUCCAAAGAGUAUUACAGGAUACCAAACCACGAGUCAUCUUUCAUACCGCAUCCCCCGUUAUGAUGGACCAGAAAAACAGCAAUGAAAUUUUUGAAAAAGUCAAUAUCGACGGUACUCGUAUCCUGCUUGAUGCCAUCCGUGAUACGGACCACGUCAAAGCCGUUGUAUAUACGUCCAGCUCGUCCGUUGUUCACAACAAUUAUACAGAUAUCGUGAACGCAACGGAGGAUGCGCCUAAGGUCUACUGGCCGGAACAGAAGGAAUUCUACACUCAUACCAAGGCAGUGGCGGAGGAUAUGGUUCUGGCUGCUAACAGGAAACACGGGUAUAAAACCGCAGCACUACGUGGCUGUAUCUUGUUUGGAGAGGGUGAUAUCACAUCAAUACCUAAGAUUGUCGAGAACGCGCAACAAGGGCGCGGCAAGCUGCAAGUCGGAUAUAACCAGAACCUCUGCGACUACACCUAUCUCGGCAAUGCCGCGGACGCCCAUAUUCUCGCUGCGAAAGCGCUGCUCAGUCCGUCCACGCCGCGAGAUGGGCGAGUUGAUGGUGAAGCAUUCACCAUUACCAAUGAUGAACCCUGGCCGUUCUGGGACUUCGCUCAUGCGGUGUCCGCUGCGGCCGGAUAUCCUGUCACGAAAGCGUGGGUUGUUCCGCCUUUUGUCUUCUACGCGAUUGCCGUGUUGGUUGAGUGGUCCGUGUGGCUCACCAGCUUCGGGAGACGGCAGUCGAAACUCAAUCGGAAAAUGGUGAGAUUCUUCACCAUGACCCGCACAUUUGACAUCUCCAAGGCGACAAAGCGGUUGGGCUACCGGCCGGAGGUCAAUAUGAAAGACGCAAUCGAUCGAUCCGUGGCUGCCUUCUUGGCGAGCUCGGAAAAUUCGAAGAAGAAGUGA